ACAUAAAAAUAUUUUUCACAUUUUUUAGAAAGAAAAUUGGUCAUCUCUUGAAGACCGCGUUGUGCUUGAACUAUAUGAAGUUGAGCUUGUGAAAGUAGACUAUAAUACAUGUGGUCUAAAAAACCUCAUCAAAAUCGUAUUUUGAGUGAACUAUUAAAGCGGACUGGGAAACAUGUUGAUAGUUGGAUAAAGGUCAAAAACAAGAUAGAUACAUUGAAGGGAACUUACAAAGAAUGGGUCGACCUUAUGGGUAAAACAAGUGUAAGUUCGAAUCAGAGAACUGGAGUUAUCUGUAUGGAUGACGAUUGGUGGCAAGCGCGCGAGGCGGAGAGUAAAACAAUUAUUGCUUGUCACCGUCAACCGCUAAAAUAUUGGGAUGCACUACAACGUAUUUGUGGACAAUAUGAUGUAUCAAGUGAACAUAUGUAUGAUGUUGAUGGAGCACGAAGAGAACUAUAUGAAGAAUAUGCAAGAGCUGAUUUCAGUGGUGGUAUUGGUGAUGAUGAUGAUGAAGAAGAUGAAAGAGCUGACAACACACCUCAAACACAUGAAGAAAAUACUUAUUUUCCAGAUAACACAUUUAUUGAUCCACGAGAAACAUAUGAAGAUGUUCCCUCUGCAGCAACAGAGGAGAGAUAUGGAGAUAUUCUAGUUGCAUCGUCAGAAGAAAUCCACAAUCGUUCAGGUAGACAUACCUCCCGUGCUGCGCCAUACAGUGUCGGACGAGGAGAAAGUAGUUUACGAAGAAGAAAUUCAAGAGUUCGUUCAGUUGGUAGUAAAGAUCGUGGGAACCGUAGAAGGCAUCAAUUUGAAAGCUCAGUUACCACUGUAUUUCAAGGAAUAUCAGAUGCACGACGUGCGACUGUAUCAGCCCUGCGACCUGAUAGGUACAGUCCUGAAGAAUAUGCAAAAUUUAAAGAUGCAUUUGCUAUACUAAAUUCUUUACCAAUUGAGAAGUACAAACCAUUCUGGAAAGCAUCUGCAAAGCUGCUUAAGGAGUAUGCAUGGUGGCGUAAUACAUUUUUGGACACUUCUUUUGAGUCAGAUGAAGAUAUAAUCCAGUUUUUGGAAAGUAUAACUGAAGUGGAUCGUCUAGAAACCGUAACUCCUGCAAAUUUGUCAAAUUUUGGGUCAUUUUUAAGUGGUUCAAGCGGCGGAAGUGUGCCAUCAUCAGGAAGUUCUGUGGGACAUUCGUCAGAAAAUUUUGUGGGAUAUUCAUCAGGAAAUUCUGAAUAUAGGUUUGCUGAAAUUCCACAGUUUCAACCAUCUCCUGCUAUGGGACAGUUCUUUUCAUCUCUGGGGGUAGGAUUUAAUACGCCUGGGCAUACGAUGGGUGCACCUUAUGUACCGAUGAUGUUUCCUCAAGGAUUUGCUGGUUUUCCUUUCAUGAACUCGUCGCCUGCUAUACAAAUGAUGCAAACAUCAACAUCUCCUGAAAUUUUUAAUGUUGGGGCAUCAUCAACAAUCGGUGGAAUUUCAACUACUCUAAUGGGAGAAACUAGUCAAAGAACAAGAACAAAUUUUUCUCCUGGUUUUGUAACGCCAACUAAACGGUACACAGAUACUGGAUAUAGGUUUGGUGCACCAUCGGGAAUUGGAACUCAACCAUGGCAGUUAAAUUUUAUGGAUGAUAGAACAUCAAACAAUCCCACUGAUAACAAGAAACAUUGAAUAAACAAUAUGAAAAGUUUAUGGUUUUUAUUAAUGUUUGUAUUUUAUUUAUAUAAUAUAUAUUUUACUAUAAUAAAUAUUUGUCUACCACAAUUUUUUUAGUCGCUUAACUUAUUUUUCUCUUAAUGGCUAGGAAAAUCGGACAAAUGAGUUGUACUCUCUGGGACUAAAUAAUCUAACACAUGAAGAAUUAUGCGAAUUAUUUAUGCUUGAGGACGAAGAAGUCGAUGAGGUACUUGUUCAGCCAACGAUGUAGUAUUAUGAACGAUAUUUUUGUCGACAACCCAUGCAAGCGGGAGGAGGACUAGGUUGGCUAAAUAUUAAACACCAGAUGGAACAUGAUGAUGCAUAAUGCUUACAUGCAGUAAGGAUGCCUCGAGGAAUAUUUCAAAUGUUGUGUCAACUGAUGGAAAAUGAGUAUGGAUUAACAUCAACAGAAAAUAUUAGCAUUGAGGAAAGCGUUGCAAUGUUUCUUUCUACAUGUGGUCAUAAUGAAGUUCAACGUACUGUAGCUAGGAAUUUUGGGCGUAAUCAAGAGACAGUUAAUCGCAAGUUUCAUGAAGUGCUAAAUGCGAUGGAGCGACUUGCAUGUGAUCAAAUAAAGACCCCAACAUCUAGCCAACUUAGAGAGUAUCCCCGCAGUCUUCGAUAUGAUCCAAGGUAUUGGCCAUUCUUCAACAGUUUCAUAGGUGCUAUAGAUGGAAUACAUGUUCCUGUCAUAGCACCACAAGAAAAUCGAAGAGUUUAUUGGGAUCGUUUUGGUGAAUCAAGCCUAAAUAUUAUGGCGAUAUGUGAUUUAGACAUGCUUUUCACAUAUGUUUGGAAUGGAGCACCGGGAUCACUUCAUGAUUCCAGAGUUUUAUCGAUAGCACAAGAGAAUAGUCAAAGAUUUUCGAAACCUCCUACAGGAAAAUAUUAUCUAGUUGACUCUGGAUAUGCGAAUAAAAAAGGUUACUUAGCUCAUUACCGGAGCAACCAUCAAGAAGAGGUGAGGCAUCAUUUAGGACAGUUUCAGAAUGGUCCGCCUCCACGAAAUAAGUAUGAAUUGUUCAACAGGUGGAAUGCUUCACUUCGCUCUGCUAUUGAAAGAACUUUUGAAAUCUGGAAGAAAAAAUUGAGGAUUGUAAAAGAAUUACCGCGAUACAGAUUAGAAAUUCAAAAAAAAUUGGUUUGUUACAAUGGGUCUACAUAAUUACAUUCGACGUUCCAAUAUUUCCGAUGAUGAUUUUGAUACAGGUGCUUCCGCAGAAAAUGAAAAUGGACAGCAUGACGUAGAUGUAAGUGUAAUCAGUGAAAUAGAAGAGGUGGAAACAUCAAGAAGUGGAACAUAUAUGGCAGAUGUGCGUAAUCAAAUAGCAGAUUUGUUAUGGGAAGCUCAUUCUUAAUUUGAUUUGCUUGUAUUUCUCGGUAG
Messenger RNA from Camelina sativa (false flax), 3082 nucleotides. RefSeq lists its product as uncharacterized. NCBI's taxonomy places the organism in Eukaryota, Viridiplantae, Streptophyta, Magnoliopsida, Brassicales, Brassicaceae. The record is from RefSeq and is a predicted model, not a curated record.